This is a messenger RNA of Eremomyces bilateralis CBS 781.70, 1224 nucleotides long. RefSeq lists its product as uncharacterized. The record is from RefSeq and is a predicted model, not a curated record. Bases 1 to 1224 code for a protein of 407 amino acids. The transcript has 2 exons. Lineage: Eukaryota; Fungi; Ascomycota; Dothideomycetes; Eremomycetales; Eremomycetaceae.
AUGAACAACGAAUACGACUCUGGAGAAGAAGCUGCAGUCGAAACUCUGUUAGGAAUGGCCCAUACGCGCGAUCAAUCAAACCGCAAUAUCCCGCCAUCAAGUCCUCGUCAUAGUGAAUCCGAAUUGGAAUCCGAUAUAGAAACGGAUACACCAUAUUCUCGACGACGUAGACUCAGACGCAGGCAGAUGCGAGUCGGCUUCGCGGAUCCUCUACAUCAAGACACACCAGAUAACGUAGUGCAAGCAAGACUAGCACCAGCGGUUGGUCGUCGACCUAUAAAAAAGGCAACAAAGUCGAAUUCAAAAGGCAGCUCUACUAGUGAUAACGGCAGAGCUGCUAGUUCGAAGACUACGAAAUCCGCGAAGACCACAAAGAGGGCAGGGCCUACGAAGGCUAAGCCUGUAGCAGCAGCGAAGAAACGCAAGCAAACGAAAGCAGUCUCUUUUCCACCAUCCACGCCGACUCCUGCCAGGGGGCGUACCUUUAUCAUUUCGGAUAACGACGAUAGUAGCGACGGCCAGGAUGAGGUAGAUUCUACUGAUGGUGUUGUUGAGUUACCUCGCAAGCGUCUGAAACGAGGUUCUGGUUUAGCAAAUGUCCAAGGGUUUGGUACCGGAUCUCAACCUGGGAUAUCAUCGCCUAUUGCCAGCCCUGCUGCGAAUUCAGCAUCUCAAUCAACCAAUAAGAUAUACAAUCUAUUCGGCAAGACUAUGAAGAACAUCCUCACGCUCAUUCCAUACCUUGAUGGGCUAGCACUUCCGAAGAAAAUGACAGCAGCGAGCCUUGUGGAUAUCAAUCGCGAGAAGAUUCUGGAGGUUGCGCAAUCUAUCGCCAAAUCACAAGCAAUGAAGCGGUUUGAACCUCUCGUCUAUCAUCAUGAGACGAAGGCUUCAUUCUCUGCAGCAAUGAUUGAUAGCCGAACGAAACCUGUGGUUGAGAACGACAUUGAUCUUAGUACUGAUAACGACGCUAAAGAAUUCCGCGCUGUUUUACACUAUCAGUAUCAUGAACUCAACCUACAAAACCUCAAGAUUACCAUUGAAGUUAAAUAUGGCACAACUUUCGAGCCAUUACCGACUCCAGUCCCUAUUCCCAGGCAAUCGACAACUGCUGCAUCUUCUGGCAGUACCCUAUCUUUGGCGCAUCCUCUUACUCCGGCGGUACAAGCGAUUACCACCGCCAAUACAGAUAAGAGCAGAAAAUCGCCAUAUGGAGAUAUCUGA